GUACAUCCCAGGUAGCCCUAGAUUGAUGUACGGGUAGCGUCGUCGUUGCCCUGCAAUUCUUCCGCGUGUCGAAUGAUCCGUGCGCGGACAUCCUGGCGAUGCUCUUUCGACCUGUGGCAGAUUCGACUUCGAAACUUCUUUCCUCCUAUAUCAGCAACGCGGCUCAUCUCGUCGUCUCUGUGCACGACUCUGCAGUGAGAGGGCCUAGCUCCAUUACGCCACGCUCGGGAGGAGGGGUGGAUACCUUGAAAGGCAUCGUGCUGCAGUUUUCCCAACCGUCAUCCGCUUCACAUGUUCUCCUAAGCCCAAUUGAUCGCGCGCGUUAUCUGCAUGAACAAGCGGAACGAGGCUGGACGUGUUAGUCACUGUUGCUCCCACCCUCUUCCGGUUACAGCAGAAGAAUAACUCAGACAGCUGGGGAUAUCUCUUUCACAUCCGCGAUGGCCACGAGUACGAGCAUUGUCUCGAUUCAACACAGAGACAACAACUGCUCCACCACUGCCUAGUCCUCCUCC
Molecule: messenger RNA, 515 nt
Organism: Trichoderma harzianum CBS 226.95
Lineage: Eukaryota; Fungi; Ascomycota; Sordariomycetes; Hypocreales; Hypocreaceae
Exons: 2
Coding region: 99-362 (87 amino acids)
Source: RefSeq, a predicted model, not a curated record